Molecule: messenger RNA, 636 nt
Organism: Salvelinus sp. IW2-2015
Lineage: Eukaryota; Metazoa; Chordata; Actinopteri; Salmoniformes; Salmonidae
Source: RefSeq, a predicted model, not a curated record
GUAUUUCAUGUACCUCCACCCUCAUCUGCGUUGAUGGAUUAUGUUGACACCUUUCCGUCGUGACGGUCUGAAAUGGAGAGGGAGAGAAACUCCUGUCGCCUGCUCCAAAUCCCAACAACAGGGUGGGGCACUGCUGAGGUUCAUGUCUAAAAGGAGACUGCUGAUCGUCUCUACUUCAUCUGAGGAUGACUACUCCUUCCAACAGCAGCUCCAGGGGCUGAGAGGACAGGCCUGUCCUAUGGGGAAGAACCAAACUGAGAAGGAGCGUUUGUCAUGGGUUGUGGUCAACGGUCUCCGGGAUCAGCUGAAGCUCAACCGGGAGUACUUCAGUGUGGUGGGGAAGGACGGGGAUAUGAAUGUCUGGUUCCCCUCCCCAUGUGGUCUCUGGCCAACAUCUAUGACCUGGUGGCCUCCAUGGAGCUGCGGCAGCAAGAGGAGAAGCUGCAGAGGACUUUGGGUAUUCACUGUCCUGAGGAUACUGGCGGAAUUUACCAAGAUCGUGAUGAUGAAGCAGACGAGCGCUACUUUUACCACAGGUCAGAGGUCAGAGGAGUGAACGAGAGAAAACAGCCCAAAGACCUUAAAAACACCAUGGCAGCAAGCUCAAAUGAAUGUUUAAUGGUUGUGGGUAAAACA